AAAUUCAAAAAUUCCAUCAUGGAGAUCAUCGCCUUCUUUGUCGCAGCAACUGCUUUCUUUGCACUCUGUAAAUUCAUUGAACACUACUUUAGGUCUUUUCUGAUUGAGAAUACACAAAGUAAAUGUGUGCUGGUGACUGGGUGUGACACGGGGUUUGGUCACCGACUCGCCCAGGAACUGAACAAGAGGGGCACGCGGGUUUUCGCGGGCUGUUUUACUGAGGAUGGGAGGAAAAGAUUGACGGAGAAAUGCUCCUCAGAUGCUGUUAUUUUCCGUUUAGAUGUUACAAAGGAAGACUCCAUUCAGAAUGCCGUAAAUUUAGUGAAAUCUGAACUUAAACAAGAUGAAGUUUUGUGGGGUGUGGUUAACAACGCAGGUAUCCUCCACCUAGCGGCGCCACUAGAAUGGCAGACUAGAGAGCACUAUGAUAAAACUCUCAGCGUCAACUUGAUGGGGGCUAUGAUGAUCACAAAGGCCUUUCUCCCUCUUCUAAGAGAGUCCAAAGGCCGUCUGGUCAACAUGUCUUCUGUGGCGACCAUGGUGGCAUUUCCGGGUGUUGUGGCGUAUAACAUCAGCAAAGCGGCUCUUGAGGCUUAUACGGACACAUUCAGGCGUGAGAUGUAUCACAUUGGCGUUACAGCGCAUCUGAUACAACCAACUGGAUUCGCCACCAAUAUCUUUCCACAGGAUGCAACACUUCGUCUGCGACAAGCGUUCAACGAACUUCCAGACAACGUCAAAGAAUUCUACGGAGAAAAGACAGUUCAUUCAGGUGGGGUUGGACAAGUGAAAUCCGACGGCUCUUUUGAUUCCGAUUUGUCCAAGGUAACCACAGCAAUUCAGCACGCAUUAUUUGCUAGAUUCCCCAAAUAUAGAUAUCCCGUGGGUCGGGGAUCUGUUGCACUUUUCUGGACAUUAACGCAUCUCCCUGAAAUCGUGGCCGACAGAAUGUUUUCAGUGUCAUGUCCUCAGAAUUGACAUA
Molecule: messenger RNA, 982 nt
Organism: Saccostrea cuccullata (small rock oyster)
Lineage: Eukaryota; Metazoa; Mollusca; Bivalvia; Ostreida; Ostreidae
Product: 17-beta-hydroxysteroid dehydrogenase type 6-like
Exons: 4
Coding region: 19-978 (319 amino acids)
Biological process (GO): steroid metabolic process
Cellular component (GO): intracellular membrane-bounded organelle
Molecular function (GO): oxidoreductase activity
Source: RefSeq, a predicted model, not a curated record